UUUCGGAAGUCGGUAAAGAGCCCGGAAUUUGUAACAAACCCCGUACUUUGAAAACUGAAACUUCCUGUCCAAAAAAAAAACUGAAACUACUGGUAUCAGAAUUGGUUGGAGCUUCGAAGAGAGAGAAAAAAUGGCGAGACUGAUUCGAAACAAACUCGGAUUAACUCAGUUUGUAACUCAGUCCAACAUUCUAGGGUUCAAUUUAGGGCUAAAAUCAUGCAAUAGUAGGAGAUUGUUGGAAACCCUAGCUUUUGAAGAAGUAAGAUCUUCCAAUUCAAUUGAUAAGCCGUCUGAUUGUACUGCAUUCAUUCUUCAUGGACUUUUGGGUUCCGCAAGAAAUUGGCGAUCAUUUGCUCGCAAUCUUUCUUCUUAUCUCUCCACUAAUUCCUCCUCUGAAUGGAGAUUGGUGCUUGUUGACUUAAGGAAUCAUGGGAAUUCAGCUGUGGUGCAAGGUCUUCACCCACCACAUGAUCUGGACAAUGCUGCUGCUGAUUUGGCUAAUCUAGUGAAAUCUCAAGGUUGGGAUUGGCCUGAUGUUGUUAUGGGGCAUUCCUUGGGUGGCAAGGUUGCAUUGCAGUUUGCUCAGGGUGGGUCUAGUGGAGAUUAUGGUGAUUCCAUAACAUUGCCAAAACAGUUAUGGGUACUGGAUUCGGUGCCUGGAGUUGUGAAUCCUGAAGACAGUAGUGGAGAAGUAGAGAAAGUACUGGAGACCUUGCAAAGUCUUCCUUCACAAAUCCCUUCUAGAAAGUGGCUUGUGGAACACAUGAUAAAGCUGGGGUUUUCAAAGUCAUUGUCAGAGUGGCUAGGCACUAACCUAAAGAAAUCUAAUGACCAUGAGACAUGGGCAUUCAACCUCGACGGUGCAUUUCAGAUGUUCAACUCUUACAGGGAGAAGGACUACUGGCCUCUCCUAGGGAACCCUCCGAGAGGAAUGGAAAUUUCAAUUGUACAAGCUGAGAACAGUGAUAGAUGGGAUCCAUAUGUUAUACAGAGGCUUGAAUCUCUUACCAGGAAGGAAAGAGAUGGAUCUGAGGGGAAAUUUUCUCUUCAUGUUCUUCCUAAAGCUGGGCAUUGGGUUCAUGUAGAUAAUCCAAAGGGACUCUUGGAUAUUGUUGCUCCCAGGAUUGCUUCGUUGAAAUAAGACUAUAUGGAGGAUAAAGAAAGUUCUUGGCGUCUUCUCCAACAAUGUAUCGGUAGAUAUUCUGAUUUAAACUAUUUCUGCCAUCCAGUCUUUUCCAAUUGACUGCAAAGGUGUGCAUGAAACAAAAUAAUUACAAAACCAAAUUCUUAGUUGUCCUGUGUUAUGAAGUUUUUCGUUGAUUUGUCAGCAAUAAUAUUCUAAUUACUUGCUGUUUAGUGGGUUCUAUGCUGUGCAUUGUAAAAUUGACUGGUUAAGAGAAAUUUGUAGCAUAUAAGCAAACACUUGACAUUCAUUUCAUUAAUCAAUAUACUUUUCUGAUGAUGGGAACAGAAUUGAUGAA
Molecule: messenger RNA, 1481 nt
Organism: Chenopodium quinoa (quinoa)
Lineage: Eukaryota; Viridiplantae; Streptophyta; Magnoliopsida; Caryophyllales; Amaranthaceae
Product: protein ABHD11-like
Exons: 5
Coding region: 131-1141 (336 amino acids)
Source: RefSeq, a predicted model, not a curated record